AUGGCCGAACAAGCAAAAUCGACGCUCAAGGCGUAUCGCGGCAAGUGCGAAUGCGGUGCUUACAUCUACGAGCUGGCAAUGCCGCGAGUCAAAACCUCCUGGUGCAAAUGCAGCCCAUGUCACAUGAAAUUCAAGAUGUGGCAAGUUCUCAGGGCGCAGGACCUGAGAUUCCUCAAGGGUGACCCAGCGAACCUGACCGAUGACAAUUCCGGUCGGGAGCUGUUCAGACACAAGUUCUGUCCCAGAUGCGGUAUCGCUGUCAUGCACCAGACGGGCGUCAAUGCACAGUCUUUCCAAAACGGACAGUAUUCUGACUUCCAGUUGAGAGACUCCGAGAUCGACAAUUUCAGCGGCGACUGUUACGACAGCGACUGUCCGGACAGCGACUGUUCCGACUGCGUCUGGUCGGACGACGAGUGUUCCGACAGCGACUCCAUCAUGGCAGUUCAUGGAAACCCUGAGGACAUCAGCAUGAACCCUAGAGCUGCAAUCGAGGAAGGAAAGCUGUCCAGCAGCUGCAGCUGCGGCUCGGUCAGAGUGGCUCUGAAGUUGAGGCCCUUGGAUAUGGCAUAUUCCAAGGGCAUCUGCGGCGGCUGCAGCUAUUGCUCAAGGUUCACCGCCGAUUGGGAUUAUCUGCAGCGUCUCGGGGUUGCCCUCAAGGGCUCGGAAAACCUCACGGACUUCGACGUCGCAACCCAUAACAUCGACAAGGCGUCCUGCAGGCACUGCAGCGUCACGUUAAGCAGUCGUCUCGUGCUGGUGACCGACGAGUUUCUCGCCAUGCUACCGAAAGAGGCUAGAAAGGCCUUCGAUGGCAUGGAGCUCGGACAACUGCCCAUCCCCAGGCCUACAAAUAGCUCGGACAUCCGAGGUGUGGUCACUCGAAAGAUCAACGAGUUUCAUGAGUUGAACUUUGCGCUUGCUGUUCACAUCUUGAUGUUCAUCUUUCUGUGCUUGCUGCGUAUAUACACUUAUGAGAGAAAUAUCGAGCCAUGA
Molecule: messenger RNA, 996 nt
Organism: Anthostomella pinea
Lineage: Eukaryota; Fungi; Ascomycota; Sordariomycetes; Xylariales; Xylariaceae
Source: the annotation of a GenBank genome assembly